Molecule: messenger RNA, 35440 nt
Organism: Homo sapiens (human)
Lineage: Eukaryota; Metazoa; Chordata; Mammalia; Primates; Hominidae
Gene: FGGY
Product: FGGY carbohydrate kinase domain containing
Exons: 13
Coding region: 34191-35294 (367 amino acids)
Biological process (GO): carbohydrate metabolic process
Molecular function (GO): kinase activity; D-ribulokinase activity; phosphotransferase activity, alcohol group as acceptor
Source: RefSeq, a predicted model, not a curated record
GAGGGACCUCUGCAGUGGAUGUGUUCCUGGCGGCUGGCCCUAGAGACACUGCACUCUGAGCCAACCGUGAAGUCAUUUUGAAUUUAAGGAGUCUUGCUAAUCCAAGGCAAUGUGUCUUAAUUUGACAAAGUAAAGGCUGCCCGAUAAGCAAGCCUCACUACAAGUUCUGUGAAACAGGGGGUGUUUGUAAGUUUAGAUUGUGCUAGAGAAAUGUGGUGAUGUGGAAGAACGGGCUCAUUUUCUCCUGUUUACUCCCUUUCCCACCCCAUCCCCCUCCUCUCUCCCUUCUCUCUUACUUACUUUGGCCCAAAUCAGCCCUGCAGUCUGGCCUCUGCAGUGGCUUGAUGUGAAAUUUGAGAAACAUAUGUAGUUUUCUAUUUCAGGAAAAUGAUCUCAGGGAUUGAAUGUGUUUUUUUGUUGGCUGUUAAGCUCUGAUCUUGCCCAGUGUGGUUUUUUGAUGAUGGGAAAGAGGCUUCGAAGUGCUUUUUAUCAGAAUUUCAUGUAAUAAAACUUAAGGUUUGGUUUCUUUAUUUUGGCCCCCAACCCCCUCCCAGGCUCAGGACACAAUGUCGUCUAUUCUGUCAGAAGUGGGAAGAAGUACACAUUGUUCAUAUUACAAUCACUUCUUUGCUGCUUGCACACACAUAUAUAAGAAUGGCCACUGUGUCUAUCCUUCACAAAAGCUAUUUUAAAUGUAGUUCAGUGGAGGACCAAAGGUCUGCGUAGUGUCUCUUACAAAGGAAAAGGGAUCUGUUGGGGGAAAAGUCUGCCUUUGUUUUGCCUUGGAAGGGCCAGUAUUUUUCUUUGUUCUAGAGGUGAGUGCCAAUAAUGGGCCUAGUGCCCUAUCAAGCAAACUUCAUUAAUCCAGCCCUGCAAAGGGUACACUGAUCAGAUAAAAGGGACCUACAUCCUCAAAGCUCAAGGUAUUUGUUUUUAAACUUUUUUCUUACUGUAAAUAAAUAUCACUAUUGUACUUAAUCUCAUAUUCAUAAUUGUAUUCCUUUUCUUAAAGAGCCUUUACAUAAAAGCUUCAGGCCCUACAAAAUCCGAGAGCAUCCUUCAUGGAGGAAGGAUAGUAGACUCGAGGGUGAGUGGUUGAACUUUGGCUCUGGUGUAAAAUGCCCACCCUGGGACUUAUUGUGUGACCUUGAGCACGUUACAUACCAUUUCUGCACUUCAUUGUCUUAUUUAUAUUUCAUGGGCUUGUUGCGGGAUUGAACAGGUUCAAGUGUAUAAAGCUCAUAGUACAACCUGCUAAGGACUCAACAUUAGCUAUUCCUGCUGCUGUUUUUAUUAUUUGUUGCUGGCGUAUAAGACCUAGGCAAAUGGAGCUAAAUACUAUUGUCUACCAUUAAAAUAUUCACCUUCUGGAGGGAAUAGUGCAAGGGUAACUUCAGAUUUGCAUUGAAAAACCCAUGGACUAUCACUUUACAUAUUUAUUUCCUUACCAUCUUCAACCCUUAUCCAGACAGCUCCAAAUGCACAUUAUUCAGAAAAUUGGUGAUAUUUUCACAGCACUGAGACUAAGCUCAUCUCCUGCUGGUCCUUAUCACUCACCAGCCUUUCAGCCACAUCAGACAUCUCCUCAAUCUCUGGGCAAACCAGGCCUUUUCAUGUCUUCUUGACUUUGCACGUACUGUUUCCUCCCCGCAGAGUAUCAUUUGCCCUUUUUUCUGCUUGUCAACUGCUAUUCACCCUUCGAGACCCAACUUAAAUAUUAUUUGUGAAUUUUGGGCAGUUACACAGACUCUUUUGGGCAGUUACACACUACUGUUUCAUUUUUCCUAUAGUUCUUCAAGAACUUCUCUCAUUGUAGUGUAAUUAUUUCUUGACAUACAUUUUUCUUCUAACAGCCUAGGAGGUCUUUGGAUGAAGAUACUACAGUCUAUUCACUUUUAUAACCCCGGUACAGAGUGCAUGACACGUGUUAGGUGUUGAGAAAUCUGAGAAAUCGACUGGGAAGAGUUUUUUUUCAUACCAUUAUAUUUUAAAAGCUGCAAUAGUUUGUUCCAGAAAAGUUAUAUUUUUCCCUUGGUGUAUAUUCUAAUUUAAAAGGUGUUUUUAAUGCCUGAUUGAUCUCCAAUCUGUAAUGACUUUGUAGCAUUUUCUUUGUUUCCCUGCAUUCAGCCUUCUGAUUUAAGCAGAUAAUGCUUGGAAACACCUGUUUAAGUUGUAUCUUCUUUGCUAGUUGUAACUUCAUGAGUACAGGGACCAUAUAUGUUCUGUUCACAGCUCUAUCCCCAAGUCCUAAUACAGUGGUUGGCAGUUCUAGAGGUAGAAGAAAUUAUAAUAAUAAUAGUGCUUGUAUUUUAUGCUUAACAGAGCACUUAACAUGCUGGCCACUAUUGUGAGUAUUUUAGAUACAUUAACCCCUUCAGUCCUCCCAAUAUUCUUAUGUUAUAUGUAUUAUAAUUAUCAUCUGUUUUCUACAGAUAAAGAAACAGACUCAAAAGAGGCUAAGGAACUUGCCGGUGGUCACACAAUGAUUGGCAGAGUUGGGAUUUUAACCUGGGCAGUCUGGCUCCAGAAUUCAGGCUGUUUGCCAUAAUGGUUCCUUGCCUCUGAUUAGUACUAAUUAGCUUAGUACUUGUUUGUUAACUAAUUAUUAAAGGAAUCCAACAGAGACCUAUUUCUCUAAUGUAAAGAGUUCAUUCAUUAGGCAAAUAAUCACCCUAAGCCAGUUGUUCUGGAAGUAUGGCCUUCAGACCAGCAGCAUGAGCAGCGUCACUUGGAAAUACAUUGGAAAUGCAAAUUCUGUGGCCUCACUCCCACCCUACUCAAUCAGAAACUCUUGGGAGUGGGACCAAAUAAUUUGUGUUUUAAAAAAAUCCUCCAGAAGAAUCUGAUGGAUGCUAAAGUUUGAGAACCACUGGCCAAGACUCAGCCAUUUUCUCUGGAAUUUUACCCCUGAUUUUUGCUUUUCUUAAGAAGUCAUAAUUUUGGGUGUCUCACUUUUGCAUACUCCUGAUUUUUGUGACAUUAAUGUGGGGACUAAGCUCUAACCUCAGUGAAUGUUUUUGCUAAAGUUUCUGAGAAAUUUUGAAGGUUUCAGGUGUGUCUGUAGCUUGACAGUGUUUGUUUCUUUUGAUUUUUUUUUCCUGUGAUAGCUUUUAGGAUCAGGAAAUUUAAAAAAUAUAGUACCUCCUCCAUUCAGCCCUGCUGUCUCAGACUCCCCUAACUGGUGAGUGAAGAAGGAGCCCAGAGGUGCAGGGAUAACAGAGAAAGGGGAAGUAGCAGAAUCAGUGAGUGGGGAAUCAAAGUUUGAUGUUAUCGCACUUCCUAGAAGUGGCCUCAGGUCCUUUGGACUGUUGGUUUACAAAUGGUAGAAAAAAGGGACACUGGACUUCAAACUGGACUUGGAAUCCCAGUUCAGUCUCUCUAUCUAUGUGAUUCUAGGAAAGUAAUUUUUCUGAGCAACAGUUCCCUCAUCUUUAAAAUGGGGAUAAUAUUACUAAUGUUUUAAUGAUGUGAGAAUUUAUGGAGAUGCAUGAUGAGCACUCAAUUCAUGCUUGUUGUAUCUAUACUGAAGGAAGCUGUAAGAGAUAGAGUUAGUCACUAGCAUAUUUACCAGUGAGUGUUCUAAGAAAUGGAUUAUAGAUUUUGCAGAGCAACAAGGAAUCCACAGCAUUCCACAAUGGCUGGUAUUCCAAGGAUCGAAAUUCUGGGAGGUUCAGUUGCAGAGAAAACUAGGCACCAGUUUGAAUGCAUUAUGUCUUGAGUCUGCUUUUUUUUUUUUUUUAAAAGAAAGGUAUCUAAAAGUGAUUUAACAAUGUCAGGAUUUAGACUUAAGUUUUUUUCUGUUAAAGAGGCCAUUGCUGAAAGUCAAGACCCAAGGACUGUACAAAUAUUGAUGCAACUGUCAGAGAUACAUGGUAUUUGACCUUCUAUUAAUAAAGACAAAUUAUUGCAUUUCUGUGAUAUUUGAGUCUGCAGGAACUUCCCUUAAUUCCACUGGUAUUCCAUUCCACGGCUACCAGGGCUGCUGGGACAAGGGACGUGGCGUUGUGUUUCUGAUUUACGAGGUGGAAUAUUAGUCUGAUUUACUAAACUGAAAGAGCAGGUUCAGAUAACAAACAACAUAGUGAAACUUCCUGAAUAACAGCCACAGAAACAACUCAUGUAUUUGGUGGUAUCACAACAAGUUUGGCUAGAUUUAUCCACAGACUAGAAUACAAACCAUGGAGGAAAGAAAGCAGGUAAGCACAAGUAAAUAGAGGGCAAGGCAGAUACUAGUGGACUAUACUGGAUGUAGGAAGACUUUGAGGAAGGCUUUUUUUUGCAGACAUCUGCAGGGUGUAGGCAGUGAAGUGUUUGUUGUGACUAUUUGCCAGCACCAUCCCACUUCACAGGUGGGUGGGUGGUUCCUUUUCACCAAGAUUUUAAUGGCAGGUUGUGCCCCAUAAAAGGGCGGGGCAGUAUACCCUGUAUUAGUUUAAAAAAGGUCUCAGCUUACACGGGACAGCAUUUUUACUUUUUACCCUUGCCUUUGCUCAUUCACAGGGAGUACUUCGGAAUCAGCCCAUCUAAGCCUCAGACUUCAAAGGGAGCUCAUUCCUAUUUGACAACAGUCAUAUCCAUUUUGCCAACUCUUUGACCUUUGAAAUAGCAUCUACUCAGUCAGGUCUGACCUGUCAACUGUCUGUAAAAACCCAUCCAGAUCAAGAACUUGAUAUUUUCAAGAACACAUCUAAAGGAUGGGGGCCCUUCUAAUUUUGUUUCUCCAGGACUUGUUUUGGGAGAAGCCAGCUGCUUCUUCUGGUCUUAAUGGGAUGGGAUUAUAGAUGGGUUGAGUCUGUGAGGCCUCAACUUACAUGAUGAUCCUGUGUCCUUUUAUUAUAGGUUGCACAUGUUUUAGCCACUCAUGGCAGCAUUUUUCUCCAGCUACAGUCAAUUUUGUCUAAUUAUUGUUGAUCAUGAUUUUACUGUAAAAAAAAAUUUUUUUUUUUGAGACAUGGUUUCACUCAGUCAGUCUGGAUUGUGCAGUGGCACAGUCUCAGUGCACUGCAACCUCUGCUUCCCAGGCUCAAUCGAUUUUCCUGCCUCAGUCUCCUGAGUAGCUGGGACUACAGGUGCACGCCACCACGCCUGGCUAAUUUUUGUAUUUUUAGUAGAGAUGGUGUUUCACCAUAUUGGCCAGGCUGGUCUUGAACUCCUAACCUCAAAUGAUCCACCUGCCUCAGCCUUCCAAAGUUCUGGUAUUACAGGCAUGAGCCACCAUGCCCAGGUUGUAAAAGUAUUUUUAAAAAGUGUUUUCAGAGGCCAUUUGCCAUGGGAAAAUGGGAUAUGUUGACCUUCCUGUUUACCUCCAUUUGUGGGCUUUUGGUUGUGAGCAUCAGUUCAUAUCCAGUUUUGGGGACCACUCUUGGGUAUACUUUAAAUAAUUCAGAUGUUGAAAUUUUUCAGAAUGAGAAAAUCUAGAGAGAAGUCCAGUUUGAUUAUACUAGAACCUCAUUUGCUGAUUAAAUUGUAAAAUUCCUAAUUGCAACUUGGUCAUGUCUUUGCAAAAUAGUAAUAAUAAUAUUAACUUCUAUUUAUAUAGUGACUGUCUUCUCAAAGAACUCAAAACAGUGUCCUUUUCUGUAUCCCUGCUAUUCCCAAAACAUGUUUGUGGCAAUGUAUGUGGCUUCAAAAUGUGGAUGUAUCAUUAUGAAAUAUAAAUGCAUGUGGUGAUGGUAUUUAUUAGAAUCAUAUGUUAUUGGAAGUACCUAACAUUGGGUGUAAAGGAAGCCUGGUCAAGUUUCCAAUAGAGAUUUACAAUUGGGCCUCUUUGUAUCUCAGUUUCUUCAUCUGUAUAGUGGGCAUAAUAGUUCCUAUUUUAUAGAGUUAUUGUGAUGAUUGUGUUAAUACAUUUAAAGCAUUGACACAGUAAUGCUGGGAUAGUCCUCAAAUGCUAUUGUUUGCAUCGGUUUUAGAAUCAGUCUAAUAAAUAUGAGUUUAAAUACCCCUUUGUCCCUUGCUUGUUGUGUCGUCUUGGGCAAUAACAGUAACAGUCAACACAGAUGCUAUUUAUUGAAUAAUACUUAUAUGUCAGGCAUUAUAUUAGGCCCAGGAUAUAAGUGAUUAUUUAUCACUUAUUCCUUUAACUUUCUUAAAUAGGUAUGAUUAUACUCAUUUUAUAGAUGAGUUAGGUAAGGUUUAGAGAAGUUAAGAAACUUUCCCAUAGUAACAGAGUUAGAUUACUGGCAAAGCGGACUCUCUGAAUUCUUGUUUUUGGUUACCUACUUAGGUUCCCCUGAACCACAGUUUCAUCAUUUGUAAUAGGGAUGACAAUAGCUCUUUGUAAGGAUUAAAUAUUGUACAUAAAGUAUCUAGCACUUACUGUGCAUUCUUGACAUGAUAUACAAUGAUAUUAUCCUCUCCAAUUAGAGCUUUCCAUAUAAUAUAAUUUUUUUCUUUGUGUUCCUUAUGCCAUGCAUAUAUCUUUAGAGAUUAAAAGACACUUCUUAAGAAUGGAUUCUUGCAUUUCUGAGAACUUCAGAAUCACACUUGUGAUCUGACACAGUAUAUAUACACUCAGGUAUUGAUGUGUGUAUGUGUACUUUCCAUUCUGUUCAGUCUAGAAGUGUAUAGAUGCUCAAUCUGGGUGCUUUGUAAGGAACAUCACAAAUGUUCAAAAUCGUGGAUGGACUUGAACAUGAAAAUGCCUUGGCCUCAAAGUUUUGCUUUUCUGUUCUCAAAGUUGUUGAGGAAACUGGCUUAGUUAAAGCUAAGUGUUUAGAAACCAAGUGUGUUUUGGAUGGUAAGGUGGAGUCAGCAUUAUAUAUAUUAAUACAUUUUUGGUACCAGAAACAGCAACAAUCCCUUAGUCUGGUGUGUGCAGAUGUAAUAUGUUUCAUGAUAUUUCAGCCUGUAUUUUCUGUCUUAAUAAGUGAAAGCACUGCAGAAUUGGGCUGCAGGCCACUGCCCCAUUUCUCUCCUUUUGUAGUCAGAUCUCCCUUGUGAAUGAUAAACACCCACUCCUUUCAUUUAUUCACCCAUUCACUCAACCUCCUACAAUCUAAGCUGCAUGCUUACCACCUACCUUAAAGAACACCAGUGAUUGCUUAUUGUGACUUACGUCAUAAAUAUGUAUUCUAGACAUGACUUCUCACCUGAAUAUCAGUGUCACAUCCUUCAUAGCCUCAAAACUUUGAGGAAAUAUCCUCUUAUGGCAUACUUUAAAAUUUGUAAUUUUAAAGUAAGCACAAAGUACGUUUUGAGACCUUCAUUUUUUUCUCUAACAAUUCUGUUUUGUUUUUUUUUUUUGUAUUCUGUAUUUUUUGUUAAGUUUAUAUCAGGAUGAUUUGUCAUUAGUGUUCUUGUAACAUAUUUUGGAGUUUUCCUUGUGCAAUGUGGAAAUAGUAAGGUUGACAUUCUGCUUUUAACUCUUCUUUAUAAACUAUGAGGAAUUCCCAAAUAGAAUGUUACCUUGAAAGACUCUUGACAUAAGUAGAACUAAACCAAAUAUUUUAUAUAAUUAUUUUUAUUUUUUAUUUUUGAGAUAGGGUCUUGCUCUGUCACCCAGGCUCAAGUGCAGUGGCGUGAUCAUGGCUCACUGCAGCCUUGACCUCCCAGGCUCGAGCAAUCUGCCCUCCUCAGCCUCUCAGAGUGCUUGGGAUUAAAGGCAUGAGCCACCAUGCUUGGCCUCUGUAAUUCUUAAUUAUUAUUUUAUAUAUGUUAUGAGUAUGAGAACUAAGCAGUUCCAUAAAGAUGAGAAUUAUAAUAUCUCAUUUUAGUAGUAUUUUGCUUUGUAUUAUUUGACAUUUUAUAAAAAUUCAUAGUCUCAAAAAAUAUACAAUGUUCUUCGUCAAGUAGCUAAUACUCUCUUUCUUAGUGUUCGGUUUAACUAUUAAUCUUAUCCUGUUAAAUUAUUUAAAAUUUCCUAAUAAUUGGCACAUAAUAACAGUUUUUAAUGUCAGCAUUGAUAACAUUUUUCUGUCAUAAUAUUCAACUAAGGGAUGCAUCUUCAAUGUAUAAAGCCCAUAAGUAGGUUUUUUCACCCUAGAUUAGAUCUAAAUUGCUUACCUGUUUUUGGAAGUGAAUAUUAUGUUAUUAACAAUAAAUUCCAAACUGCUUUGUAUUACUGACAUUGUAACAAUGUCUUGAUAUGAUGGAGACCCUUGCUAUCACAUUGUCAUUGAUCAUGCACAUUGAUCAUGCCCGUGUUGAAAUAGGCAAUGCCAGAGACAGACCAAAGACGAAACUGGUAGUGAUUUUGGUGAACAUUGUUGCCAUGUUAAACUUGAGUAUAUUUCUUGUUGAACAACCCCAUUUUAGAGAUACGGAAAAUGUUGUGAGGCAGAGAUAUUAAGUAACCCUGCCCAGAGUCGAAUGGUUAAUAAGUCCUUGCCAGGAUUUAAGUGAUAAAACAAAACUCAUGCUUUUAACUACUAUAGUCUUGUAAGCCACUCAACAAGUAUUGGCCAGUUAAACUAAUGAAUUCCCUCAAGGAAUUGAUUCUAGUAAUAGAGAUAAAUAAUCAAGUCAUAAGUCAUGACUCAAUGUGAAAAGUCUUGUGACUAAGGAAUGAACAGUACAAUAAAGGAAACAUGAGGAACAGUGAAUCGUGGUAGGAUUAUGGAGAGGAGGAGGAAGGAAUGGGGGAGAGUGGGGCCUCAGAGAGGUGCACCAAGACUGGGGCCCAGGCCUUGCUUCCAAGGUACCAUGGCGUUCUGUGUUUUUCCUUGUCUUGGGCAUACUAUUCAGUGUUUCGAUUUAUUUACUUGUCCUUACCUCCCACUAGGCUAUAAGCUUUCUGACUGCAGAGGUAAAUUGUGUGUCUUCAUCACUUAGUGCAGGAAGUGGUAGCUAAUGAGUUGGAUAUGUAGGGGCGAGUACAGUGGACAGGUGAAGUCAGGACAUGAUGGACAAAAGCAUGAACAUGAAAGAAGAUGUGAACAUUCGUUGCCUCUUUAGGAAAUGGUCGACAGUGUGGAGUGGACAGAGCACGGACAUGUAGCUUGGGGUAUUGUGAAGGGAUGGGUCAGCCGUGUAUACUUAUCUACCAUGGUAAAAAGUGAUAUUAUUAGAUUUCUGAGUGCUUGCCUUUCCCUAAUGCAUCUUCAUGUCUUUAAGGACAAAGAUGUAGGACCAAGAGUGGGCUACAUCACAGGAGAUGAAAAGAUCUGUUUGCAUAUUUGACCUCUGCUAAUUAUCAGCAGUGUGAUAGUAGGCGUGUCAUCUGACAUCAUCUUGCCUGUUGCAUAGUAGACAUUUGGUAAAGAUUUGUUGAAUGGAUUAAUUAAUAUAAUUAUAUGUUUUUGCGGACUCUGAAGAAUUUGAGAUACAGCUAUAUAAAAGAGUUACUAUUUAUUGGUACAUAUUGCUUAGUAUUUGGAAUAAGCUUGGUAAUUAUUCACUAAGCAGGAAACAGGGUUUAGGGAUUUCCAGGCAUUAGGGACACUGAGCCUUGAGACAGGGUAGCAGCUCUGUGGUUCAGAGUGACUGGUCCACCAGGAACAGAAACAAGCUAGUAUUGGGAGGUGAGGGAGUAACAUUCCUUGGGAGGAUUAUUUGGCAAAACGAAGUAAGAAUCAUAGGGGCAUAGGGUCAUGGAAAAGGCUUCAUUCUUAGUAGAGCUCUGGAGUACCCAUCAAGUCUGGGUGAAGAUGCUUACCUCCCUGAGAGGGCAAGCAUCAGGAAAGCCUGGGUAUGGGGGUCCCGGGCUCCUGAGGCCCAGGACUCAUUGCUAGGAUACAGAUUGCACUGUCAAGUCCAGACUGUCACGUGUGAGUCUAAGCCUAUUGUUUUGGGGCUUGCCAUGGUCUGGAUGGGGCCCCUCUUAAAGGUUAUAGAGUUGUGGAAGAAAGGGACUGACACAUUUUGAUAGUCAAAGAGUAAAAGAAGCUAUGAGUUACCAGUGUGCUGGAUGCUUCUGAAAGCGUUUGACAAGUGCUUUUUGAGUUUUUAAAUUAAAUUACUUUUUUAUUUUUGUCUUCCUCUCUAUAAAUCAUACCAGAGAAGGUAACAUUUUUCUCUAUACUGACUUUGACAAGCCUAGACUAUGCUUUGUCUAUGUCCAGUGUACAAAUGUAGAGAACCCAUUCAUUUCUUUACUCCUCACAUAUUUAGUAAAGUCCGGCUGUGUGCCCUGCCUUUAGGGGACACUGAGCAGAAAGCAGACUCCUCCAGACGAUUGCAUUGCAGUAUAAUUAGCACCAUAACAAGAGUCUGGCAGAUUCUAGUCUGUAGUAGCAAAAUGAAGAGCAAUCAGGUCUAUCCAGGGAAUGAGGAAAUACCUCACAAGAUAGGAAGUGACUGAACUCGGACUUGAAGGAUGAUCAAGAAUCUGCCAGGUGGGUAUGGGGGCCACCUGGCAAAAGGACAGCAUAUGGGAAAGCAGAGGCAUGAAAGACCUUGGUGCAUCCACAAAGCGUUGGGCACGUGAGUCUAGCCAGAUCACAGGUUGUGUGUUGGGGAGCAUUUAGAGAAGAGAACACAAAGUCCUCACGUGCUUUACUCAGGCUUUGGGCUUAAGGAGUGUUUCUGAUGUGGGCUCUGGAGCCAGACUGCAUGGCUGUAAGCCCCGGCCUCUCUGCUUCACACCUCUGUGAUCUUGGACAAGUACCUUAACUUUCUGUUUCUCAGUUUCCUCAUCUCAGAUGAUAAUAGGACAUGCCUCACAGGGUGGUUGUGAGAACCUGAAUAACAUCGUAAAGCACUUCAAACAGUGUCUGGCACAUCAGUUGUUAUUAAUAAUAAUUAUAUAAGAUAAAAUUAUAUAAUUCAUAAUGAUGAUGUUUAAUUUGUAACCUGUAGUCAAAAAGUAGAACCAAAUACAACUUGCAAGGGAACUGGAUGCUUCUGGAAGAGUUUGAUAAGUGUUGUUUGAGUUUAUAAAGUAAAUUACCUUUUUUACUUUCCAGGUAAAAAAAUAUACCUUUGGGAGGGGAACAACACACACUGGAGCCUGUCGGGGGGCGGGGCCACAGGAGGGAGAGCAUCAGGAUAAAUAGCUAAUGCAUGUGGUGCUUAAUACCUCAGUGAUGGGUUGAUGGAUGCAGCAAUCCACCACGCACACAUUUCCCUGUGUAACAAACCUGCACGGCAUGCACAUGUAUCCCGGAACUUAAGAAAAAAAAAUACAUUUUUUCUUUCCAGGACAGCGUCAGUCCUUAAGAGGCUAGCUCAAAGACUAGAGGAAAAAUAGACUACUAAAUAAAUCAAAAUUAUUUAGUAGGGUAUAGAGUUAUCCAUAAAGUGCUGGGGGUCACUAAUUAUUAAAGCAGAUAGAGCACAGGUAGUUGUUGAGCGUAGAACAGCCCAAUCAGAAUGAUGCCUCAGAAAGGCAGUAGUUGGCCUCCCAGAGUGGAGCAUGGAUUGCAGCAGGGGGCUGAGGCUGGAGGGGGAGAAGUGUUGAACUAAUUCAAGGGAUGUUGGAGGGCUAAACCAGUGUCUCUUCUGCUAAAUCUGAGCAGAAGAGACAGAUCUGGAAGCUUCUGGUAAGGUAGGCUUGAUUGAGUUUGGUGAGAAGUUAGAUGAGGAGGGUGAGAACCUAGCAUCUGGGUGUCUGCUAGAUAGAUGCUGCUGCACCACACCAAUGUCCGUGUGUCUGGGUACCGAGGUGGUGUUCAGGACAGGUCUUCUCCACGUACUGCCGCUGAGCUCACAUCCACGCUGUGCAUGCUGGGCUGAGUUCUCUUCAGGCUGUUUUCAGCUGACUUAAAUGCAACACGUGAUGAUGAGCAUAUUUACAUAAUGUAUGCCUGGUGAAAUCACGAAAGAUUGGAAUUUCCCAUUUUAAUUCCAUUUUAAAGAUGCUUGUUAAGCAAAAGGAUAUAAUUCAUUUUUCAAACUGCUGAAAUGUUAUUUGGCCUCUUGAAUCAAAGGCAUUCCGCAAGUGUUUUCUUUAUUACAUGCCUUAAACUUUAAUUAGAAUUUAAUUAUAAGAUCCUGAAGGCAUGAGCAAGAGGAGCAGAUGGGAUAGUAAAAGCAGCUUAGUGAGGGAGGAUUAAAGAUUAAAAGUUGCUUGUUAAUGGCAUAAGAAAUGAACAGAGAGCUAAAUUACUAUGCUUUUGUGCUAUCCUGAUGCUUUUUCGAUUCUGUAACUUAUUCCUGGUUGCAGGUUUUUCAAUUCUGCAACUUAUUCCUGGUUGGAAGUUGAAGAAUCUCACAAAUUAGAUUUUUAAUUUUUUGAGUUGCUAGAGUAGAUUUGUACAUAGAAAACAGGUAAAACCUGACAAAAAGGUGUUUUAUGGCUAGUAGCACCUUGUACAAUAAUUUCUGCAUUGUAGGGGCUUAGUGGUAUUUACUGAAUUGAACUAAAACUUACAUCAUCUCACUAGUAAACAUCGAAUGAGCAUAAAAUAAGAUUUUUUUUUAGAGAUGGAUGGGGAAGGUGUGAGUCUAUAAGUCCAGGCUAACCUGUCCCAUGGAAUGUUAGAUACCUACUCAGGAAGGUAACUUGUAUGAACCUCCCACCUUUAGCCUACCCCCCAGUCGACCUUAGUCAUUUGCCCCACUUGGUUGGUUGGCUAGAGGAGUGGUAGAAAUUUGGUGUGGGAAACACUUUGAGACUGCUCCUCAUGUCACACAGUGAGGAUGACCUGCUCUGCUCUCUGGUGCUAUGUUACGAUGAUCUCCCGUUAGGCUAAAUUAUUCUACUUCUUAGUGCUUUUUCCCCUAGCUUUUUUUUUUUUCUUUUUGAAAUCUGAUAUUUAGAGUCCUCUUCCCCACUUAAUUGCAAGCUCAAUGAAGAAAAACUAGAGAACAAUAAGAUAGAAAAGAAGACAAAAAUGUAGUGAAACAAAAAGCAUUCUAUCUCCUAUUUUCCAGGAACAAAUGUUUUUUAAAAAGCUUUUUUAAGCCUGUUAAUAGACAGUUGAUUCUUCAUUAUUUGCAGAUUCUUUGUUUGCAAAUUUGCCUACUUACUAAAUCUUAUUUGUAACCCUCAAAUCAAUACUUGUGGCACUUUCACAGUCAUUCGCAGAAAUGCUCAGAGAGGAGGAUAAUUUCUGAGUCUCUCGUCAUGCGUGUUCCUAGCCGAUGGCAAAUAACACAACACCCUGCCUUCUUGUUUCAGCUCUCAUAGUGUAAACAAGUGUCCUUUUCGAAGUCUACUCGUGCCAUGUUUUUCUCAUUUUUGUGCUUUUUGUUGGCGAUUUCACCAUUUAAAAUGCACCCCAAGCAUUGUGCAAAAGUACUGUGUAGUGUUCAAGUACAGUGCAAGAAAGCUGCGAUGUGCCUUACAGAGACAAUAACGUGUGUUUGAUAAGCUUCAUUCAGGCAGGAGUUAAGUGCUGUUGGCUGUAAGUUCAGUGUUAUUGACUCAACAAUAUAUAUUAAAUGAGUUGUUUUUAAGCAAGAAUACACAUGAAACAGGGUUGCGUAUUGAUGAGUUGGCAAAAAUAUAACUGGAGGCUCAGAGGAACCUAGCCCUGUAUUUCCCUUAGGAACAAUGGUCCAGUGUUCCCUAAUUUAAUGUUUUUGGAGACUACCAAAAAUAAUAAGGUCAGCCAUGUAUCUUUCUCCUUUUCUCCUUGCUCUUGCUUGAUCUUUCCAUCUCUUGUUACCUCAAUCUGUGUGUAUAUGAUAUGCAUAUAUUUACUUAAAUUAUAUAUGCAUAUAUUUAGCAAUUAUGAUAUCACAUGAUACACGAUUCUGCAACCUGUCUUUUAACUUAUCAAUUGUGUUGGCCUUUGGGCUGUUUGCACUGAGAUCCAUUUGUCACCCUUGCCCUGCUCUGCAAGGGUGCUGUGUUACAGGGGGUUGACCCCUGCCCCCUGACAAUUUGUCAUCAGUGGGAGAUGGCAAGGCAAGAGAAAGAGAAGCUGGAGUAUUUGUCCCUCCCUCUGUCUGCCUUGGGCAGCAUCUCUGGCAGUGGCCCCUCUACAGCUAUCCCACCUGCAGGUUGGGUCCUCCAUGGCUCUGUCAUCGGCUGGUUGGUCCUGGGUCUCGAGCUUUAGCCCUGCCUUCUUCCUUUGUCCUUUUAGCUGAUGGGUGGAAGAAGCUUCCUGCUGAUGCUGAUCUCUGAGUUUCUUCCCUGUCCCCUGGGUAGAGCAUCAGAUUUAAAAGCCAAGGCAAGACAAAAAAUGAGAGAAUGGUAGCAAAGAUCCAACACUUUACAAGACCGCCUGAGAAAAGGGAGGAGGGGGUGGUUCGACACCAGGGCCUGCACACUGAGUGUGUGAUGUUGCAGCUCUGCAGGCACAGAUUAAGCAGCUAAGAUGCCAUCAAUGCUUGGAAAGCAGCCGGUGCCUCUUGUCCUGAGCUUAUUUGUCUGGAAUAUGAUUCCCUUGAACCUGACUAGCUCAUCCACGGGGAGAGAGAAAAAAAAAUAUUCUGAUAGUUAUCCUGACCAGGCUCUAACAGGGCCUCCUUCCCUAGGAUAUAAUUUUUUCUGGCCUCUUUCCAUUCACUUCUUCACAUUAGGACCCUUUUCCCCCAGAGUGUGAGAUUCCCUGAGGGCUCUAAAAACUGGAAUGCUAUACAGCAUUUUAAGCCCCCUGUGUUGGCACAGUCCUUAUUAAAAAUGUAUUUUCCUCAAGCCAUGGCUGCACCCCCUGAAGUGUGGAUUAACAGAAAGGCCUUCAGAGCUGGAAGACAUUUUUGAAGAACCGCUGUACCAAGUGGCAUUAAAUAUUUAUUGCCUACUACAUGUAAAUUGUUCAUCAUCUUGUUUUAACUCUUGGACCAAAAGGUUUCUCAUCUGCUUUCUGCUAAAGUGGAAAUCACAGGAAAGGUACUCUUUACUUUGCUGUGGUAUUUUGUUUUCCCAGGAAUACGGAAUAUUUCUUUGUUCUCAUAAGUAAUACUAGAAAAGAUUGCCUUGACUCUCAGCAUUUCAUUGGGAGGCCAUGUGGUGUCAUGAUGGAGAAAAACUCGAAUUCUGGGGCAAGUGCAUUGGGCUUUGCCACCUGCAAGCUGUGUUGGCUUGAGAACCUGAUACCAUUUAUGUUUGUUGUGCUGGAAAAAUGGGACAUUGCAUAAAUAGCAGAUAGCACAAUUCCUGGCACCCAGUAAGUUCUCUCUUUCUCCUAGGUCUUCUAUUUGGGACUUUGCAAAUACAUUUCUAAGCAACCUAGAAUAAAAUAUGCUAUUAAUAUGCUGUUAAUAAUAACCAAAAGCACUCAGCUUAAUCUUUACUUAUUAAAUAAAACUGAAAUGUUGCUCAGACACCUUUUGCUGUUUUUGGAAUGCCUUUGUAGACACUUUUGAUCUUGCUUAAAAAACAUAACAGCAUUUCAAAGGCUUAUCUUAGCUAUUCUUAUUCAUACCUGAAAACCUACAGAGUUUGGAUAAUUUUGGCACACAUAUGUGUGCACGCAUGUAUAUGUAUAAAUAUUCUGUCUCUCUAAAUAUAUAUGUAUAUGCAGGCACAUGUAUAACUCUUUAAGAAAUGUUUUUCUAAUGUUUAAUUUUCUUAAAGUCUGUACUUCACAUCAUUUUUUUCCCCAGAACUGUUUAUCCUCACUCCAGACAUGACCCUUGGAAAGGUGGCAGAAAAAACAAACGGCUGGUGUGUUUUGGGGCAGUCUGCAUUCCUUUUAACUCUCUGAGACCAGGCUUAUGCAUGGGCUUUCAAGCUAUUUGUCCAGAGGCCCAACCACUUUGAUUUCUGCUUGAAAAUUAGCCUGUUGUUCAAGCUCAGGAGAGCUUCCACAGAGCUUUCUUGGGUUCGCGAACUAGAGAUCUAUGAAGUGUUUGCUUUUAUUUGUAACUUUAACCACGGCAGCCUUAACUGGACUUUUGUUUUCUUAUUUAACUUUUAUCCAUGUAACCUUAACCUAAGUUCUUUUUCAAAUCUCCAUCCUCCCCCAUCUCACAAUUUCUAAUCCCUCUUUUGUCCUUAGAUUUUUCCUUCAAAGUCAGGAUAUGACAUUUAUAUCUAUGCUUUAGGAAGUAUCUGAAAGCUAACAUACACAUAGAAUUAUGAUUUUUUUCUUGGGUUGCUUAGGAGGAUUAAACAAAGGUUUUAGAAGGCAGAAUUCAGAAAAAAAUUGAUAGAAGUUGUGCUGCAGCUUGGAGGGGAGUGUGGAUUUUAGAAAGCAUAAGGACACUUUCAUUUGUCCCUUUCAUAUGGACUUUUAUUUCCUCUGCGAGAGGCCCAGGGGCCUGGCCUGUGGAUGGUUUAGACAGGAAAAGACUGAAGGGAUAACUGCUUCCAGACCUUCAGCCUUGAAUGUUCAGCCAUUAUUCAAGCCGUUGAGAAAGGGAGCAAGAGGCAUAAGGAGGCUUCGGGAGUUUCCAUGCAGCUUCUCUGAGUUCCAGCUUGUGUGCAUUGUUCUCCAAAUGUGUCCCCAGCACUACUGAAAGGACUUUCAUACCUCAACUAACCCUUAUUGCAAGCCUGUGAAGGAAGAGUUUUUUAUAUAUAUAUAUAUAUAUAUAUAUAAACAGACAAGGCAACUAAAGCUCUGGGAGGUUACAGAAACUUAAGGCCUAAGUAGGGUUACAUUGAGACCAGAUUAAUCAGUUAGUAGAUUGUCUUUCUAUUUCAUCAUGUGCUUCAUUUCCUCCUUGGUUUACAUGACCCUUCUUUGGAAAUUUCCUUCUGGUAAUAUCUUAGUUAAAUGAAAUAACUAAGUUUUAUGGAGUAUCCAUUAUGUGUUAGGCAUUGUUUUAUGCAAUAUGCAUCUAUGUAGUGCACAUUCUGAUAGGAACCAUGUGAAGAAGGUGUAUUACCUCCAUUUUAGACAGGAAAUCCCUGCAAUACAGAGGGUUAGGUAAUUUGCUCAAGAUCACACAGGACACAGUAGGUGACACCAGGAUUUGAGCCCAGGUCUGAUUCCAGAACUUAUGCCAUGCCCACUACACCAGCCGUCCUUAUUAAGAGGAAGGCCAUUGGUAUGAGGCCACUUGAAAUAGACAUGGUAGAUAUGUGGCAAUCAAUGCAAAGGUAUUGUCUUUCAUGCUCUGUUGCAAUCUCAUUUCAUUUCUAGCAUUAUAGGUAUUUAAAGCAGAGGUAGGCUUGCUUUCUUAGUUUCAGUUUUCUGAGAAACAAAGAUAGUAACAACAAUGAUGAUGGAUCUUGUUACCAUAUGUGAAUAUCUGUGUGUACUAGGCACGGUACUUGGUCUUUACACAUGUUCUUCUAGGUUAACCUUAUGACAACUCUGUGAAGUUUUCUCAAAUUUAUAUCUGAGAAAGCACUCAGAAAGGUUGAGUCACUUGCUUGCCCACAUCACACUACUAGUAAGUGGAGGAGUGAGGAUUUGAACCUAAGACCUCUUACAAUAAAAUUAUGUUCUUUCCACUCAGUAUAUGGGACAUGUAUCCCUGGGGGCACAUGUGAGAACUAUAAUUGGUCUGUAAGAUUAUUGAUGAUGGUAUAGGGAUAGGGUGUUAAAGAACAUUGAUGCCCAUAGUGAAAAAGUAAUUCCCUUUCACUUGUCCUACCAACCAUCUGGUUACAUGAAAGAGGAAGUCUCAGUUAGGUGCCAGUAUGCCUUUUACAAUUCUAACAGAGAACAGGGCUCAGACUCUGAGGCUCGGGCAGGUAAUUGAAUCUAGAAGACCAUGGUGACGUUCUUUUUGUUUUUAUUGUAUUUUAAUAUCUUCUCAUUAAAAAAUAUUAUAAUGUGUUCAUAUAUACAAAAUAAAUGUAAUGUAUAUAUAAGGUUAAAAGAAUAAUAUAAUGAGUAUCCAUGUACCUAUCACCUAUUGAAGCAUUAGAUUAAUUUUAGUUACUAUGGGAACCUUCUGUGUCACUCUUCCCAUCCCAACUUCUUUCUUUCUCUCCUACCAACAUCUUACAUAAUCACUGUAUAACUAUCAAAAUCAGCCAGUUAACAUUCACAUAAUACUAUUACUCAGUCUACAGACUUUUUGCUAGUUUUGCCAGUUGUCAUACUGUUUCAUUUCCUGGACCAGAAUCUAGGAUCACACAAUACAUUUACUAGUCAUAUCUCCUUUGUCUUUGGAAUAGUUCCUCACUCUUUUUGUCUUUCAUGACCAUGACGUUUUUGGAGUCUGGUUAGGCAUUUUGUAGAAUGUCCCUCACUUUGGGUUGGUCUGAUGUUUCCACAAUAUUAAAUUCAAAUUAUGUGUUUUUGGCAGGGAAGCUACAGAAAUGAUGUUGUGCCUUUCACAGUGCAUCACAGCAGGAGGCACAUGAUGCCGAUUUAUCGUAUCACAGGUGAUGUGAACUUUGGCCAAUUUGUUAAGGUUGUGUCUUCCAGUUUAUCCACUGUAAAGUUACUAUUUUUCCAUUUGUAAUUAAUGAUUACCUUGUAGGGAGAUACUUUGAGAUUAUGUAUAAUAUCAUGCUUCUUAUACCUUUGUCCACUAAUUUUAGCAACUAUUGUAAAUUCUUGCCUGAAACAAUUAUUCCUGUGGUUUUUCCAUAUGGUGUUUUUCUAUGAUUAUAAUUCUUUCUAUAUUUAUUAACUGGAAUGCUUUGUAGGUGGCUUUAUCCUCGCCACACACUUAUUUAUUCAUUCAGUUGUUUAUUUGUAUCAGUAUGUACUUACAAAUUCUUAUUUUAUUGUCUGGAUUAUAAUCCAUUAGUAUCAUUAUUUUGUUUUGCAAAUAGUCCUUUUAACCAAUGGGGAUCCCUUCAAAUUAGCUUUUCUAUCUUUCUGACAUGUCUCCAUCUUUUUUAAGGCAUUUUUGCUUUCUGGUGCCAGAAGAUACCACUUUGUGCUUUACUUGCUCCAACCCUGAGAGAAGCCUCCUCUUGCUGUUCUGCAUCCAUUCCUCUCAGUCACUCCUUCAUGCACUAUAAUAUGAUUUCCACUCUCCCCAGUGCACUGACACUUCCGUCACUUAGGUCAUUGCUAAAGCAGUAGAUAUUUUAAUUCUUCUAUUACUGCAUAUCAGACAUCUCUUGGCCCCAUAUCAGAUCUUCUCAGGAGGACAGUAAAGGGAAAUUGUACCAUCUCUUGUUCCAGCUGCCGUGACCAAGUUUGCAUAGACUCUGAAAAACUUCCUACAGUAUAAGCUGACAGUACCUCACCUCAUGCUGCAUGCUUUUCCAUAGGGCACCCCACGAGGUUCCAUGGGGUUUCCUUGUGGUUGCUACCUCUGGAUCUCACUCUGUUCCCACACAUGUACAACCUGGAUAGAGAAUUAAUGCCUCCUUUCUCUCUAUCGUGGAUGGUUCUGAGAUACAGUUCAUGUGGCUUGGGGUGUGGAGAGGUUGAGGAUGAUCCUAUGGGAUAGAGAACGAGUCACUUCUAGUGGGGCCAUCUUGAUACCACAACUUCAUCUUGCCUCCCCCUCCUUAUUAUUUGUUUUAUUCCCUUUGUCUAUCAGUCCUCUCCUUCUCCCUAAGAUUGCACUACCUGAUGCAGUAGAACCCUCUUCCUUGGGUCUGCUGUCUCGGGGACCCAGGAAAAGAUGUGCAGUGUUUAAACUCCUUCUCUAUAAUCUCUUAACUUUCACACUAUCACAUUUUCAUUCAUUUAUUCCAAUUCAUUCAUUCAUUUACACCUUAUUUAUUGAGACUUUCCCUGUGUGAGACAUUGUGUACAGGUAGACAAAAAUCUUGAUCUUAUAGAAGUUAUUGUAUUUGGGGGAGCAGAAAUAACUAAAUAAAACCAAUUCAGCUGAAUUAUAAGUGCUUUUAAGAAAAUGCAACAGGGAGAGGGCAGAGAGUGGGCCACGUGGGGCCUGGCAUUGGGAUGGUUACCACAUACACUCUGAGGAAAUGACAUUUGAACUGAUAAGGGGUCAGCAAGAAGAAAUGGGCUGAGAGAAGACUGAUCUAUUCACAGGAAAGAGGAAGUGCAAGAGCCCUCAUUUUCUGUUUUGCACUAGAACUGCUUUCCUAUGAUUCUUCAGAUUGUGCCACCUUUCUUCCAACUCCCAUGCAUUUGCACAGAUUGUUUCUUUGACCUGGAAUGCCCUCUCUGACUUACCAAGCUGGCAGAUUUCUAUCCUUAGCUCAGAUCUCAUCUAAAGCAGCUCUCCACCCCCAGGGACAUUUUAAGUCCUUUUUCUGUUGUUGGUGUGCUGUGCUUUGAGCACAGUAUUCAUUUAUAAUAGUGAUGUCAGUGUACGCCUUAGAAUUGUUCACCUGCAUCUCUCCUUCUUGGACUAGGAGCACUCUGAGGGCAGGACUAUGUUUGUUUACUUUGUAUUCCCAACAAAGUGCUUAUAGGGAUUUAAAUCUAUUUAUUGAUGAGUUGGAUGGAUGAAUGGAUGAGUACAUGGGAGAAAGAGGAAAAAUGAUAUAUGAAUUGAAAUAAAUAAAUGAAAGAGCCAGUGAAUAAAUGACAGUGACCUGACCUUAAGGCGUUGUCUUGUUUGUGGGUGAGACAGGAGUAUAACCAUUCAGAGUACUGUGAUGAAUGCUUAGAGAUUCUCAGUGCAUGAAUAACAGUGGCAGUCAGCAAGUUCUGCUCAUAGAUGCAUAUUGUUUCAGCUAUUUCAUGCUUAUUUAUUUAGUUUUUAAGAAAUUCAUUUAGGUACCAAACAUAAAAAAAAACCCAGACUUGCAGCUUUCCAGAUUUGGGGCCAGACACAUGACUGUAAUCCCAGCACUUUGAGGGGCCGAGGUGUGCGGAUUGCUUGAGGCUAGGAGUUUGAGAGCAGCCUGGGCAACAUGGCAAAACCCCGUCUCUACAAAAAAUACAAUAAUUAGCUGGGCGUGGUGGCACAUGCCUGUAGUCCCAUCUCCUUGGGAGGCUGAGGCAUGAGAAUUGCUUGAACCUGGGAUGUGGAAGUUGUAGCAAGCCGAGAUUGCACCACUGUGCUCCAGCCUGGGCAAUAGAGUGAGAUUUCAUCUCAAAAAAACCCAAAAAACAGAUUUGGCAGUGCUGGACCCUUCUACAUGGAGCUGGGGACAAAAAUCUGCUGGAAAGUAGGAAAUUAUUAGAAUAACUAACUGUAUUAAAAUAUGUUGAAUUCUUCUUGUCAUGACUGUUUUGACAUUUGUUUGUACUAGUUAAGGGAAAAUGAAACUUCAGGUUGACAGCCUUUACCUUCCUUGUGCCAUAAUUAAUUUGCUCUAUUCUGUUUGUUCAGGAAAUUCAGCUUUUGAAGGCCCAGAAAGAGGACUAAGGGUGCAGGUGGCAAGGAAAGGUUGAUUUGUGGUGACCUGGCAUACUGUAUUCCAUCUUUAAGUCCUCACCACAAGUAGGCCUUUAUCCAGGUUCUUGUUACCUGGAAAUGUGUGUUCAUUUGGGGUAUCUAGAUGAGGCAGGACUUCAAGGAAGGGGAUGGAUAAUGCACUUAAUCUUCAUCUUCACAUAAGGAUAGCUGCUCUUUAUCUUCUCCCUCUGGAAGCUGCCAUUGUGAGGCAGCAUUAAGGUGGGAGAGGACCCUCUGGAGUUCAUCCAGAACCCUCUGGGGGCACCUGUGUCCCUUCUGUUUGUCAGUGUAUCAGCCAUGGAUCCUGCGUGAAACAGGUGGCACAUUUAAAUGGGGUAAUCCGAGAAGAGUGGACAAGUGUAGGGAAACCACAUGGAUAGUGCAAGAUGCUUGGCUAUCUAAAGUGGGGCUGGUACUCUCUCUGGGCCUAAGGAACAAGGAGAGGGGCUACGAGCAGGCCCUGGGGAGAUUGUUUUGUGGAGGUACUUACCUUUGUGACCUUUGGUGGAGAGCUGCAGCCAUCCUACACUUUCUCCUAGUCCACUGAUAUCCCUCUGUGUCCUCCAUUAGCUGAACCUGGCUGGAGGCCAGAGGCAGAAGAGCCCUCUGGUGUGCUCCACACCCAUCAGCAUCCUGGCUUACAAGGCAGGGUGGAGAAAGUUAGAGAUUGAAUUUGAAGAGCACAUGGAAGAUGUCUGGGACAUCUGGGCAUUCUUUCUGUGUGGUUGGUUCUUGUGGUCAGAUAUUUGUGGAGGAGUGAGGUGGUGGUGGUAGUGGCUGUGCUUUAGAGUCAGUGAGUCUGGGACAGGAUCACAUCUGCCCCACUCGCUAACGGAGUUACCCUCAGCUCAAGGUCAGCAGGCACCGAUUUCUUUGCCGUCUGGUGGGGCCAAGGGCAAAUGCCUAUCUCAAAAAGCUUUGGGAAGAUCAAAAAUGAAAAUACUUAAGUGUUUUUUUGCAGAUUUGGAAAAGGCUGAAAGAAGUUUUAUUAAAAUGUGAGCAAUAUACCUCAAUAAAGUUGUUUUCCUAUAUAAGACAAAUAAAACUGUGUUGUGAUUUCACAACAAGUGUUGAUUUUUUUCUUCAUUAUAUUUUUCUGUAUUCCAGAUUUUCUGUCAUCAGAAAACCAGACAUCCAUAAGUGCUAUUUAGAAAUAUGUUAGUACUGCCUUCAAAUUAUUACUGUUGGCUAAUAUUGCCUUCUCUGGGUUACUGAGGUAUGUGAAUUCACAGCUGCAGCAUAGCUGACUUGACUAUGGACAGACUAGAGUGAACGUGUAUGUCAUUUCUUACGAUGUGCCCAUGGAUUCAGGUCUAGUGCCCCAUCCCCAGGAAGCCUUUGGCCCUUCAGAUGCUUCUCCUCUGAGCUCCUGCAGCUCCUGGGCUGCCCCUAGCAGUUAUCACACUGUUUUGCGGUUUUCUCCACCACUAGACUGUGGUCUCCUCUAGGUCCAGGACUGAAUUUUAUUCAUCUCCAGGUCAGUGUCUAGCAUUGUCUUGUAAAUGCUGUCUUUAUUCAUGUUGCCCAGCUUCUACCACACGGCUACUGGAAGUUCUCAAGCUCAUAACACCGUAGCUUCUACAACAGAGAGCAACUGACUGUGCUUUCUCCUUUCUGUUUUCAAAGCCCUGGGAAAGAAUUCUGAUUAGUUUCAUUUGGGUCAAGUGUACCUACAUCCCUUAUUGAACCAACUAUACCCAUGGAGAGGUAUAUUACAGUGAUCUCAGCUUUGGUCAAGUGCUCAUUCCCAGAGGAAUCUGUUGUGUGGCCAAUAGGGUAGGAUCUGUACAACUAUGACAGGUCUUAUUUAAAUCAAUUAGUUACAGUGGAGAAGAGAAUGAAUCAGUUAGGAAUGCUUUCAGCUGCAGUGACAAUGCAAAAAAGCUUUUAUUUAAAUCAGUUAGUUGCAGUGGGGAAGAAGCAUGUAUCAGGAAUGCAUUUGCAAGGGAGCAAAAAUUGGUUCUUGGGGGAUGAAAAAGAUCUUAGAUAUUACAAUCAUUUGUGGCCUUCUAAAGCCCAUCCUUAUGUAACAGCAUAAGUAGAUACACAAUCUGUCUGUGGUAUUGAAAUUUCACAGUGGCAGGGAAAAGGAAAAGACUGUCUGGAAAGGGUCUUUAGUGGGGGCGAUAGUGAAAAAAAAGUUUGAGAGUGAUUUAUGAUGACAAUAAUCAUACCUAACUUAUUUAGUAGUUAUGCACCAGGAACUGUUAUGAAUGCCUUACAUAUACUAUAUUAAAUCAUUUCACCAUAUAUCCAUUUGACAGUGACCAAAACACAAAUAGUCUUGAUUUCCCACUCUCACACCCCUAAAUUACAAGUACAAAGAUGAUUUGACCAUGUCACCUUCAGCAUAUCUUUAAUUCUUUGGACUUUUCCCUCAUGCUAGCUGCCUCAUGGUUGUAGGAUAGUUGCUGCAUCUCUGGACGUUACAUUCUCCUUUGAUGCUGGAAGAAUUGGUGAGAAGAGCAUGAUGAGAUUUUUUGUUUUGUUUUUUAAAUGAGAGGAGCAAAACCUUUCCCAGGAAUCUUCUCUUCCUACUAUACUUCUGCUUAGGUCUUAUUGGCUGGAAUUAAGUCCCAUGGCCACUCUUAGCAGCAAGAAGCAGGGAAAGUGGAAAACAAGAUUAUCAUGGUUGGCUUAAACCUGCACAUUCCAAUAUGAUAGUUACUAGCUAUAUGGCUAUUUAAAUUUUUUUAGAGAGAUAUAAUUCAUAUACCCUAAAAUUCACCAUUUUAUGUAUACAGUAUAGUAUUUCUAGUAUAUUCACAGGAUUAUGCAACCAUACCCCAGUAUCCGAUUCCAAAACAUUUUCUUCGCCCUCAAAAGAAAUCUCAUAUCCGUAGCAGUAAGUCCUCAUAUCCCUCUACACCUAGCCAUUGGCAACCACUAGCCUACUUUCUUUCUCUAUGGAUUUUCCUGGACAUUUUGUUUGGCUUCUUUCACUUGGCAUAAUUUUUUCAGGGUUCAUCUAUGUUGUAGUAUGUGCCAGUAAUUUUUUUAUCAGUUCCUGUUUUAAUUGAUAAUACUCUGUUGCAUGGAUGUAUCCUAUUUUGUUUAUCCAUUCAUCUGUUGAUGGACAUUUAGAUUGUUUCACUUUUUAGUUACUGUGACUAAUGCUGCUGUGAACACUGAUUGAUGUACAAGUUUUUAUAUCAACAUAGUUUUGAUUUUUCUUUGAAUUCUCUUGAGCCUAUUAGAAGGAGUGGAAUUGUUGGGUUUUAUGGUAACACCAUGUUUAACCCUUUGAGGAAAUGUCAAACUGUUUUCCAAAGUGGCUACACAUUUUGUACAUCCUGGUAGGAACAUGUAAGGAUUCCAAUUUCUCCACAUCCUUGUGAGCACUUGUUAUUUUUUGUUUGUUUUUAUUAUAACCAUCUUAGUGGGUGUGAAGUGGUAUCUCAUUGUGGUUUUGGUUUGCCUUUAUGUAAUGACUACUAAUGUUGAGAAUAUUUAAUGUGCCUAUUUUCCAUUUGUAUAUAUUCUUUGCAGAAAUGUCUGUUCAGAUCAUAUGCCCAUUAUAAAAUUGGAUUGUCUUUUUAUUGUUGAAUUAUAAUAGGUACUUAAAUUUAAAUUAAUUAACUUUAAGUAAAAUAGAAAACUUAGUUCCUCAGUCAUACUGGCCACAUUUCAAGUGCUCAGUUGCUGUGUGUGGAUAGUGGCUAUGUUAUUGGACAGUUGCAGAUAAAGAUAAUUUACAUGAUUGCAGAAACUUCUGUUGGACAGCACUGGCUUAGAACCACCAUGAUUGAUCACUUAUAGCUGGGCAUAUGACUUCUCUAAAUAAAAUUGAGGUUUUGUUAAGCUAAGGAAGGAUUGGUACUCCAGAAAGAGUGAGGUGUCCUGGUCCCAGAAAAGGAGGUUAUGCAGACUCAGUGUAUAACUCCUAAAGAUGCAUCAGAGUUUACCAAGGGAAGAACUGGGGCAGGGGUUGAGUGGGAGGGCAAAAUUCUAGACCAGGGCUUGGCAGAUGUCUUUUGCAAAGGGUCAGAUAGUAAAUAUUUUGGCUUUGCUGACUAUAUGAUAUCUGUUUCAACUAUUGAACUGUAACCAAAAAGUGUCUGAGACAGAUUUCAAUCGAUUUAGAGAGGUUUAUUUUGCCAAGGUUGAGGAAGCACCCGAGAAAAUAAACACAAGUUACGUUAGGAUCUGUGACUGGUGUUUUGUCCAAAGAGGAUUGUGAGGACUUCAGGAUUUAAAAGGGAAAGAGUGAGCAGGAAGGGAAGGAGGAAAGAAAAAAAAAAGUUUGAGGGGCAUAGGCGAUGAGGCAAGUGGUUACAUUCUUGUGAGGCUUUGAUUAGUGCUCACCAAAUCCACAGUUUACAUGUGAAAAGAGGAGUGGGGGAAAGUCAUUUAUGCUCAGUAAAUCUACAUUUUACGUAAGAUAAAGGAAGCAUGUGAAGUUACAGCAACCCAUUUGAGAACAAAAGGAUGGCAGUUUUUUGAUUUUUUCUUUUUUUGUGUGUGUGUGUGUGACUCAGUUCCCAAGCUUAACUUUUCUCUUUAACAUAGUGAGUUUGGGGUCCAAAGAUUUUAUUUUCCUUUCACACAACUUUGUCCUUAUAGUGAAAAAGCAGCCUAAGACAGGCCAUAAAUGAAUGGACAUGGCUGUGUUCUAAUGGAACUUUAUUUACAAAAACUGGCAGCAGGCACAUUUGGGCUACAGGCCAGGGUUUCCUAGGGACAAUACAUAGAAAAGUAUGGAAGCCAGAAGGGGCCUGGCAUACUGAAAUAAAGAGAAUGGUAAGACGUUUGGUAUGGCUGAAAACUGGCUGUAGGAGCUAUGGCUGUAGAGAAGGCUAGGAAUAGAGACUGGAACCAGAUUAUAAAGGGUCCGCAAUGCAUAUCAAUGUUGUUUUGUUCUGGUUGGUGGUGGUGGUUGUGGUGCUAGUGGCAGUGGUGGUUUUCUAAAAUCCUCUAAGUGGCAAGAAGCCGUCAAAUAUUUUUAAGUAGGACAUUAUAUGAUUAUGGCUUUUUAGACAACCCUCUGGCAGCAUUGUGAAAAGAAUAUUGGAGGAAAUGAGGCUAGAGGUAAAAAAAUACCAGUUAAGCUUUGUAUUUUGUAUUAAAAUAAAGAUCUGGUAAUUAUCUUGCUAAUUGCAUCAGUAGAGACAUAGACCACCAAGCUGAUAAUUCUUAUCCUGACUAACCUACUCACUAUGAGCUGAGUAAAAAGCAGUAUUGAUUUAAAUGAGUUAUGAAGAGUGGGGCUUGGAUAUGCUCUUUUUAUAUCCCAGGGGAAUCACCCUGGAAACCUAGAGAACUGGUUCCAAGUAUUCAUCUGAGAACAUCUGUGACUCUCAGAAAGUUAUGAGAUUGGAGUUGUACGGGGAAACUCGCUGUGGCCUUGGAAGAGUUGACUUCUAAAUGGGGUAGUGAACUUAUUCUCCGUGGCUCAGUUCUAAAAGGCCCUAAGAGGAGAAAAGGAUUCUUGAUGAACUACUAAUUGAUGAUUUUAGGUCCAGAGUUAAGCAUAAUAUGGAGGUUUGCCUGAGAGUGUCUGCCGUCAGUGAAGAUGAAUUAUCCAUGUGGGCUUAGAAAAUCACACAUGCAAAUUAUGUGUCAAUGGAUUUUUUUUUCAACAUGCUAAUCCUAGCCUUUGAGUACACAGCAUAUUUUCAAAGCCAAUUUUGCAAACAACUCUAUGGUAAAUGCUGCUAAGCUGUUGAUAAGUUGGCUUUCCAUUUGUAAGCCUAUUAGUUCAGAAUCUUCUGAAGUUUAAUUCAAAAUGAGAUAAUGUGUAGUGAUUUGACAGUUUUCAUUCUGUGACGAUGCUCUUCAAGAAAGCAUCUUGGCUUGUUCACUAGUUGAAUCCUCACCAGUUCCUGAAAUUAUGAAAUGUAAAUUUGUUAUAAGCAGCCGCUUUGGGCCCUUCACAAGGCAGAAUUGUACCUUAUCCCUGAGUGGAAAUAAAUGAACAUCUCAUGUGUGUAGCUUCUCUCUCUCUGUACAUCCUGACUCCAAAUGCUGUGAGGCACCAGAAAAUGUCUCCUGAAUCUGAUUUUGGGUGGCUGGAUCAAUGUCCAGAGGGAAUUAGGAAUUUUUCCAAUGGUGGUACAGAUAGAGGUGAUAACAUUAGAAAAGACUGACCCUUGACAAGACCCACAUUAGUGAAGUCGUUAUUCCCAAGGAGUUGGGUAUGUACUUCCCACGUGUUGUGAAAACAGGGCUCUAUUACCUUGCCAGCAAUACCCCAAAGGCAGAGGCUGUAUUUGUCCUUGGAUCUCAGUCUUUGACAUUGUUUUGGGAAGGUAUGAUGAGAGGCAUGAGGAAACCUCAUCCAUUUUGUGAGUCCAGUGUACUUAAACGGUAGAGACUGACUCCAGGGCAUUUGGAGUUCACAGAAUUUGUCAAAUUAUUUUUCAAGCUUGUAGGGUUCAAGACUUCCCCAAAUGUAUUUUUCCAAGUGCUUGUACCCUGGUGUCCAUUAAGGGAAAUGUACUCCAUAUGUUUCUAAUUCUUCUACCCUGAAAUGAUCAAAAUAUUAUAUUGCUGAGAUCUCUGAAGACUAGAAAGAUCCUUUUCAAUUUUUUUUUUCUCUUUGAUGACACUAACAGAAAUGGGUGAUCCCAGUAAUCACAAAGAGGCUCAAAUUCACUCCCAAAUGCCCGGCCACCAAGAAGCUUUGGACAUAAGUAUUUUUUGGGGGUAUUUGUGCCAACUGCUGUUUUAGGACAUGUUUCUGAUAAUGCUUUACACUUACCAGAAAAGCUGUUUUUGAAAAAUCCAGUGUUGUCUUACAAUCAUUAAUUUAAAAAAAAAAAGUUUCCCAAGUAUUUUCUUAGAGCAAGGAGAUCUCUUUCUGAUGAAGAAUACACUCUAGCCUAAAAAGCCACUUAGGUGGACCAGUUUCUUUGAUUAACAAAAGUUACAAAGGGGAAAAGAAGAGUGUUAGAGAGGAUACCUGUAACAAAAAGAGACAGGAGACAUAUGGAACACUCGUGGUGUGUCACCCUUAUUUGAACCCUCAUUCAAACAACAACUGUUAAGAAAAGUAAAACAUAGGAGGCAUAUAUCAAUACAGAAUGGCUAUAUGAUGAUAUUAAGGAAUUAUUCUUUUUAAUUAUGAUAUUGAUAAUUAGCUAUUUUUUGAAAGAUACCUCCUUUUAUAGAUACAUGCUGAAAUAUUUACAGAAAAAUUUUUUAAAAGCCUGGAAUUUGUUUAAAAAGAAUCAGGGUGUGGUAUAGUUAAAACUCCUCCCUCCCUCCAUCUCUCCCUCUCCCCCUCUCUCCCUCUCCCCCUCUCUCCCUCUCUCCUUUUCUCCUUCCCUCACUCCCUUUUCUUCUUUUUUCCCUCCCCUCCUCCUUCCCCUCCUUUCUCCCCCACUGCCCCAGCUUCUCUUCCCUUCUGUUCUCUUUUUCUGGCCUUCAUUUGGGCUGACAAGAAGAGGAUGCAUGUUUUAUAUCAGGUUGGCAGGUAUACUUGAGAUAUAUUGUCUUGGCAAUACAAAGGCCUGACACUUCCUAGGGACCCAGAUGGGUAUUGUAGAUGUUUAGGGCAUGCCUUGACCUCUGAGUAGCCUUCUUGGGCUUGAGGUCUCAUUUGACUAGACUACCACUCCACAGUCAGCCACUGUGGUCUGUUUUUUAAAAACGUUGCCAUGAUGAGAAUGUGAAGGAUUUGGGUUGAAGUUAAGGACACUUCCUUUUUAUUAUUAGUCUGGAGUUUUAAAGGAGAUACCUGGGAUCCCACCCUUACUUUGUUACUUUGAUUUGGAGUCAGCCCUUGGCUUUGAGAGUGUGCUGUGAUAUUGGUCUGAUUUAAUCAUUGCCUAUGUAGAAAAAGAGAUUAGAUCACUGGAUCCCAAACUAGCCUCAGAAAGUAAGUCAUUGAUGGCAAGAAUCACCUGGAGAGAUUUUCAGUUUAAUUCUUAAAAAAUUUAGUGACGAUACUUGGAUAACCCUCUGGGAAUUCUGAUUCAGUAGUCCUGGGUAGAAAUAGAAUCUAAAUAUCUGUAAUUUUAUCAGGUUUCUACACGAUUCUCAUGUUCCAAUAGUUUGGUGAUUUACCAGGUUCAAUGCCUUUUAAUAGAUUCAGUUGCUCAGGAGCAGAUUGAGGUUGUAUUUCCAUAUAGUCCUACCUUGUAAAAAAUGGAUGUGUCAAGUUUUUUGUUGGUGUUAUUGUUUUUAAUUGUUAUUUUGACUUGCUGGGCUGGGCGUGGUGAUUCACGCCAGUAGUCCCAGCAACUUUGGGAGGCUGAAUUGGGUGGAUUGCUUGAGCCCAGGAGUUUGAGACCAGCCUGGGCAACAUGGAAAAACCGAUCUGUACUAAAAAACUGGAAAAUUAGCCAGGUGAGGUAGUGCGUGCCUUUAGUCCCAGCUACUCAGGAGGCUGAGGUAGGAGGACUGCUUGAGCCCAGGAGGUUGAGGCUGCAGUGAGCUGUGAUCAUGCGCUGCACUCCGAUUUGGGUGACAGCGAGACCCUGUCUCAAAGGAAAAAAAAAAAAAAGGUUACUUGCUUAUGAAUAAGACCUUCCAUAUAGCAGUUAUUAUAUAAGCACUAGGUAAAUAUUAAUAAAUGGCAAAUACUAAAAGGAAAGACAGGAAAAGGAAAGGCAACUGAUAUUUAUUGAAGGCCUACUAUUAUAGUAAACUUGACUCAUAAUUUAUAUUUUCUUCUUUAAUUUUAACCUUGGCAUGCAAUGAUUAUUACCCAAUUUUGUAUUCAGUAAAAUUAAAGCCCAGAGAAGUUUAGUAUUUUUCCUAGAGUCACAUAGUAAACACGUGGCAGCAGGGGUGUUUGGAUACUAUUGUGCCAGGCAGCCUUUCCGAACACUCCAGCCUAUUUCUCAAUUCUUUCUUGGCUCCAGAGGAUUGUGUAGCAGGAGGGGAAAUCUGUUCAGAGAUCAGGAAACUGGACCAAUUGGGCAAGCUGCCAGAGCUUCCUUUACUGGAUUGUACCAGCAAGUUUGUUUUUCUCUGUCCAAUACUGGGUAAAGGUCCCACCGAAAGCCUUUGUCUCUGCUCAGAAUGCCUGGUAUGAUCUCUGGGAAACUAUUUGGCAAAGGAGUGUGGCAGCUGAAGCACAGAAGCCUCUCCUAGGUGGUUCACCCAUAUCUGAUUUUUUUUUCUUUGGCACCUUGUAACAGACCUGAGAAUGUUGAAAUUUUGUGCCAACGUGGACACCAUUCAGCAUGUCAGAUUUCUCUGAUACCGUGAAGAUCAAUAUGUUGGAUGCAAAGGAAAAGUCCCAGCAAUAGAUUCCAGCCCUCACUGCCACUUACCUGGUAUAUUACAACAGCCUCCAUACUGGUCUUCCUAUCUGCAGCCUGUCCUCUGCUUUCCGGCCCACUUUUCUCAGGGGGAUCCUCUUUCAAAUAAAGGUCUGAUUAUGUUCCUCCAAUAUUAAACCCCUUCAGUGACUCCCCAGUUCUUGAGGAAAAAAUGCUGAGUCUCUGAGCAUAGCACUGAAUACCCUUCCUGGUCUGGCCCUGUUUCUCCGCAUGCUUCUCCCACUCCACCCAGCUUCUGGCAGGUCAUACUACCGUGGCUCACCAAAGAUGCCUUGGAAACCAGGUACUUUCAUGUCUCUGUUUCUCCAGCUGGAGUUUCGUUCCUUCUUUGACCUGCCUGGCAAACUCCUAUGCAUUCUUUGAUUCCUACUCCUUCAUGAAGCCUUUCAGCAGUUUCUUUCUUAGCACAACUCUACCACCUUGUCUCACCUGUUCACAGACAUCUGCCUGCCUCCCUCUCUAGGCUAUGGUGCCCUCCAAGGGGAGGCAAGGUGUUGUUUUCAAAUCAUUCACAGUACUUACUACAUAGGCCACUUACAGUCAGUGUGUAAUAACUGAAGGAGGACUUGAGUGAAUAGGCAAAUAAAGAUGGUUACCAUGAUAGGCCGAGAUCUGAAAAGAAGCUAAUAAUCAAUGCAUGAAGAUGUGUGAGGAACUUGUGUGUCUUCAGUACCAUUCUAAAUACCAUACAAAUACAGGUGCCGCCAGAGUGCUUGCACAUGGCAGCUUCACAGCCCAUUUGAGAAGUAGAAUUAAUACAUGUGAAGAAUGAGGCCGGGCACUGUGGCUCACGCCUGUAAUCCCAGCACUCUGGGAGGCCGAGGCAGGCGAAUCAUGAGGUCAAGAGAUUGAAACUGUCCUGCUCAACAUGGUGAAACCCCGUCUCUAUUAAAAAUACAAAAAUUAGCUGGACGUGGUGGCACACGCCUGUAAUUCCAGCUACUCGGGAAGCUGAGGCAGGAGAAUCGCUUGAACCCGAGAGGCAGAGGUUGCAGUGAGCCAAAAUCGCGCCACUGCACUCCAGCCUGGCGACAGAGUGAGACUCUGUCUCUUAAAAAAUAAAUAAAUAAAAUAAAAGAAUGAGUAAGAAAACCAAGAAAAUAUGCAAUUUAGUUCAGCUUGUUUGGUGCUGGUAAUACUUUAUUUUUCAUGUGUCGAUUUUUGAUCUCCACCUUGCACUGUGAGCUCCCUGAGGACAGGGACUUUGUCUUGGCAAUUAUGUCUUCACACUUGGCAUACAGUCAGUUUUCAAGAUAUGUUUGUUCAAUGAAUAAAUGGAUGGUAGGCACCAUUCAGUGCUGUUUAGGGUCAAAGGAAGGCAUGAUUUGUGUGGGUUGAAGUGGUCAAGGAGGGCUUCACACAUAAGCCAGUUAUGAAGGAUAUAGGCAUUGAAGAAGCACUAAAACUGGUUGUGAGCUUUACUCUUCAGAGAGUCACAGUUUUAGAAAAGCUCUUGCUCUAUUGGAAAGAAUAUGGGUUUUAGACCAAAUACAUCUAGAAUCAAAUUUGGACUCUUUCCCUUAUCUGCUAUGUGAUCUUGAGAUCUCUGAGUUUCAGUUUCCUUGCCCAUAAAAUGAAAUCAAUAUUACUUCCCUUAGAAUAUGCUUGUGAGCCGUAAAAGCGAUAUCAUAUAUAAAGCAUGUAGCAUAAUGCCUAGCGUACAUUAGGCUCUCAAUAAAUGGUAAGUAAAAGCUGAUAUAUAGGUAUAGUGUGUCUGAAAUACCUGGGAAACAUGGAUUAUUUGGAUGACGUAGUAACAUUUGAUUAAAUUUGCAUGAUUAUUAUAUUGGCACAUAACAAUUAGAAUUAUAAUAGAUUCCAGUAUUUUUAUGGCCUUUUAAGUGUGUUUUGGGGAUUUCUAUCACAUUUCUUUACUUUUUUAACAUUGGAAAAUUGGAAAUGGAUAUUUGCCCCCAAAUUGUCUGAUAUAUAGAUCUCGCCCUUCCCAUUACACUUGUGAAGGGAAGGCUUUUCUGGCAGGAGGAGCAUAAUGCGUAGAGGAGGGAAAGGGAAAUGAGCUUUCCAUUUUGGGAGAAAAAUUAGAGCUACUCUUCCAGUGACAAACCGCAUUGCCUGGCUUUCCUUCUGCAGGCUCUGCCUCAUGCCUGUGUUCCUAUAGACAUUGGAGUUAAAGCUCUCAUUCAUGGUCAUGAUUCUCGCCUCUGUCUAAUUCUUUUACUUUGUCGUGUACCAUCUCUCCUUUUCCCACUGUUUUUUCCAGCCACCUCUGUUUCUUUUGGUUUCCUUGAGCAUGUCAAGUUCUUUUCUGGCCUAUGUUCUUUGAAUUUACUGUUCCCUUUGACAGACAUUCUUUUCCUCUGGCUCUUUUCAUUUUUCAGAAAAUCAGCUGACUCCUUACCCUGUGGUGGUAUUGGAGCCAAAUAAUGGAAUUGAUUUUUCAGUGUUUAUUCCACAUAAUUCCAAGGAAUAUGAUUUUAAGAGUGUUCACAAUUCAUAUUUUUUUUUAAUUUUUGAAAUUGAAUAAGUUUCAAAUACGAAAAUUUAGGAACAUGAUACAAAACUUUUCUCUGUGCACCACUGGAGUACUGCUUUUGAAAUCAAUUCUCUCUGUCCUGGAUUACCCUUAGAGCUCCUGUCUCCUGCAUGGAGGAGGGUGGAGGGCAUUUAACAUGUCCAUCUCUCACCCCAUUCUACCUGAGCUUCCAGCACCACCACCUCUGGGCAGUUCCGCUUUUAGUCAGCAGCUCCCAGUUCCCAUAAUUUUGACUUCUGUCCUUGCUAGUCCAGAAGAAAUGGCUCUUCUGGGAUUGAAUUCCUCCCUUUCCCCAGCAGAAAUGGAUUGGGGCAGAGGAAUUGCGGAGCUCCAUGGCAUAGAGGGUCCUGGAAGGCUUGUCAUUAGGGUAUCCAGGGUGGGAAGGGGAGUGAAGGGAGGGGAAGGAGGAAGGAAUUGAGUUGGGAAGAGUCAAGGAGGAUGAAUGAAGUUGCUGACUGAUGUCUGGAAUAACAUUAUUUCACCCUCAAAAAUACCAGUAAUUCAGGACUGAAAAAUAAAUUUCACAAUAUGUUUUAAUUUCAAAAAGUGAUAGUGUAUUUGACAUUCUUAUCCAGCCUGGUCUCACCUCAGGAGUUCCCCCAUUGGAGAGGCCAUCCCUGAAUUUCUAACUCACAGGCCUCCCCUACGUUAAUAUAUUUAUGUCCUCCUGGCCCUUGUUUACUUUUUACUUGUUUACUUUUGCUUUUGUUUACUUGUUUACUUUUGCUCCAUGAAGUCAGGGACCUGCCUGCUUGCUCCGCAAUCCCUAGAACUGUGUCUAGAACCUUAGUUGGUUGCAGUAAAUAUUUGUUGAAUGGAUGGAUGAGAUGGUUGUAGCAAUCUAAGUUGCUUUGGAUGAGAUUAACACUGAAAAAAAAAAAAAAACUGGUUGCCUGCAAUUCUGUCAGCCAGUCCAGGCAAUGCUAAUACAGCUUUGAUUAUUAUGAUCAUGAUUAUUAUUUUGUUUUGAAACCUUUUUCAGAGGCCAAGCAUGCUGGGGACUUGAGGGACAUAAAAAUCUUUCAACUGAUUAUGCCACCUGCAAACAGGAUAAGCCUGACUUUCUACCUCACCCACCUCUUGCUAUCACAGAUAUGAAUCAACGAACACACAAAAAAGGUUUUCAAUUCUCCCUUUGGAAAGAGGGCACAUUUAAUAUUCUGAGUCAGGCAAGGAAAGACUCUAGCCACAAAGACAGCUGGGAACUCAGGUCCAUAGCAGGCACCCAGGACGGAGGUGAAGAGAAGGCGCCUCCCUGUCUGGUGACAGCAGCUGGGGCCCUUGCUGCCUCCCUCCCCACAAAAAUCCAGUUGGGACCAGUGCAUGCUGGGAAUCUGCCUGCCUGACAGAAACAGAUGGCCUCAGGUGGUGACUGAUCUCUUGGUGACACUAACUGCAUAGCUGCUGCUUUACUCAUGACCGAAUGAGACACGAGAUGGCGGAGGUCUCUCUGCUCCCUGGUGUGUAAGUGGACAUAUUCAGCAGAGAAAGGCUGGGACGACAGUUUCUGGAAAAUGAUUGGUUUGGAAGACUUUGUUGCAGAUAAUUACAGCAAAAUAGGAAACCAAGUGCUACCUCCUGGAGCUUCUCUUGGAAAUGGGCUCACACCAGAGGCAGCAAGAGACCUUGGCCUUCUCCCUGGGAUUGCGGUCGCAGCUUCACUCAUUGAUGCCCAUGCAGGAGGACUAGGAGUGAUUGGGGCAGAUGUGAGAGGGCACGGCCUCAUCUGUGAGGGGCAGCCAGUGACGUCACGGCUGGCUGUCAUCUGUGGAACGUCUUCUUGUCACAUGGGGAUCAGCAAAGACCCGAUUUUUGUACCAGGCGUCUGGGGGCCUUAUUUCUCAGCCAUGGUACCUGGGUUCUGGCUGAAUGAAGGUGGUCAGAGCGUUACUGGAAAAUUGAUAGACCACAUGGUACAAGGCCAUGCUGCUUUUCCAGAACUACAAGUAAAGGCCACAGCCAGAUGCCAGAGUAUAUAUGCAUAUUUGAACAGUCACCUGGAUCUGAUUAAGAAGGCUCAGCCUGUGGGUUUCCUUACUGUUGAUUUACAUGUUUGGCCAGAUUUCCAUGGCAACCGGUCUCCCUUAGCAGAUCUGACACUAAAGGGCAUGAGAACCACUGGAUAUCUGUAUAUUCCGGCUUUGGCAGCGUUGCACUCUCCCAGUUCUCUACUCUCCCCUCAGGUCACCGGAUUGAAACUGUCUCAGGACCUUGAUGAUCUUGCCAUUCUCUACCUGGCCACAGUUCAAGCCAUUGCUUUGGGGACUCGCUUCAUUAUAGAAGCCAUGGAGGCAGCAGGGCACUCAAUCAGUACUCUUUUCCUAUGUGGAGGCCUCAGCAAGAAUCCCCUUUUUGUGCAAAUGCAUGCGGACAUUACUGGCAUGCCUGUGGUCCUGUCGCAAGAGGUGGAGUCCGUUCUUGUGGGUGCUGCUGUUCUGGGUGCCUGUGCCUCAGGGGAUUUCGCUUCUGUACAGGAAGCAAUGGCAAAAAUGAGCAAAGUUGGGAAAGUUGUGUUCCCGAGACUACAGGAUAAAAAAUACUAUGAUAAGAAAUACCAAGUAUUCCUGAAGCUGGUUGAACACCAGAAGGAGUAUUUGGCGAUCAUGAAUGAUGACUGAACAGGGCUUGCAGGUGCUGAUGCCAGAAGCUUCUGUGCCAUUGCAUUAAAGACUUGUCAUUUGAUCCAUGUUCAAGACCCUUGAGGUAUUGUUUCAUCAUUUCUGUAUUGUCUUUCAAUAAAGAAAACAAACAUGUGCAACCAGAA